Messenger RNA from Cherax quadricarinatus, 4302 nucleotides. Lineage: Eukaryota; Metazoa; Arthropoda; Malacostraca; Decapoda; Parastacidae. The record is from RefSeq and is a predicted model, not a curated record.
UACCUUCAAAAAAUAUGGAAAAGCAUAAAGAUCAUAAACCACAUCAAUGUUCAGAGUGUCUGAAAUGUUUUAGUAGAAAAGGCAGUCUUGUGGCACAUAUGAGAGUACAUACAGGAGAUAAACCAUAUCAAUGUACAGAGUGUCUGAAAUGUUUUAGUCAAAAAGGCAGUCUUGUGCCACAUAUGAGAGUACAUACAGGAGAUAAACCAUAUCAAUGUUCAGAGUGUCUGAAAUGUUUUAGUAAAAAAAGCAAUCUUGUGAGACAUGUGAGAGUACAUACAGGAGAUAAACCAUGUCAAUGUUCAGAGUGCCUGAAAUGUUUUGGUAAAAAAGGCAAUCUUGUGAGACAUGUGAGAGUACAUGCAGGAGAUAAACCAUAUCAAUGUUCAGAGUGUCUGAAAUGUUUUAGUAAAAAAAGCAAUCUUGUGGCACAUAUGAGAGUACAUACAGGAGAUAAACCAUAUCACUGUUCAGAGUGUCUGAAAUGUUUUAGUAAAAAAAGCAGUCUUGUGGCACAUAUGAGAGUACAUACAGGAGAUAAACCAUAUCACUGUUCAGAGUGUCUGAAAUGUUUUAGUGAUAAAAACAGUCUUAUGAGACAUAUGAGAGUACACACAGGAGAUAAACCAUAUCAAUGUUCAGAAUGUCUGAAAUGUUUUAGUGAUAAAAACAGUCUUAUGAGACAUAUGAGAGUACACACAGGAGAUAAACCAUAUCAAUGUUCAGAAUGUCUGAAAUGUUUUAGUGAUAAAAAACAUCUUGUAACACACAUGAGAUUACAUACAGAAGAUAAACCAUAUGAAUGCUCUGAGUGUCUGAAAUGUUUUAAAGUAAAAAAUUAUCUUGUGAAACAUGUGAGAGCACAUACAGGUGAUAAACCAUAUCACUGUUCAGAGUGUCUGAAAUGUUUUAGCGAUAAAAACAGUCUUGUGAGACAUAUGAGAGUACACACAGGAGAUAAACCAUAUCAAUGUUCAGAGUGUCUGAAAUGUUUUAGUGAAAAAAACAGUCUUGUGGUACAUGUGAGAGUACACACAGGAGAUAAACCAUAUCAAUGUUCAGAGUGUCUGAAAUGUUUUAGUUAUAAAAACAGUCUUGUGAAACAUGUGAGAGCACAUACAGGAGAUAAACCAUAUCAGUGUUCAGAGUGUCUGAAAUGUUUUAGUUAUAAAAACAGUCUUGUGAAACAUGUGAGAAUACAUACAGGAGAUAAACCAUAUCAGUGUUCAGAGUGUCUGAAAUGUUUUAGUGAAAAAGGCAGUCUUGUAACACAUAUGAGAUUACAUACAGGAGAUAAACCAUAUCAAUGCUCUGAGUGUCUGAAAUGUUUUAGUAGAAAAACCUAUCUUGUGAGCCAUACACAAAAACAUUCAGGAGAUAAAACAUGUUAGUGUUUAAUGUUUCAGGAAUAAUUGAGAGUGAAAUAUGAUAAUGAAAUUCCAGUCAUGUAAACCAUAUACCUAGUAGGUUGGUAGGCAGCAACCACCCUGGGAGGUAUUACCAUCCUGUGGUUGUAGGUUGGUAGACAGCAACCACCCAGGGAGGUACUACCAUAGUGUGGUAGUAGGUUGGUAGACAGCAACCACCCAGAGAGGUACUACCAUCCUGUGGUAGUAGGUUGGUAGACAUCAACCACCCAGAAAGGUACUACCAUCCUGUGGUAGUAGGUUGGCAGACAGCAACCACCCAGGGAGGUACUACCAUAGUGUGGUAGUAGGUUGGUAGACAACAACCACCCAGAGAGGUACUACCAUCCUGUGGUAGUAGGUUGGUAGACAUCAACCACCCAGGAAGGUACUACCACCCUGUAGUAGUAGGUUGGCAGACAGCAACCACCCAGGGAGGUACUACCAACUUGUGGUAGUAGGGUGGUAGACAGCAACCACCCAGGGAUGUACUACCAUCCAUUGGUAGUAGGUUGGUAGACAGCAACCACCCAGGAAGGCACUACCAUCCUGUGGUAGUAGAUUGGUUGACAGCAACCACCCAGUGAGGUACUACCAUCAUGUGGUAGUAGGUUGGUAGACAGCAACCACCCAUGGAGAUACUACCAUCCUAUGGUAGUAGGUUGGUAGACAGCAACCCCCCAGGGAGGUACUACCAUCCUGUGGUAGUAGGUUGGUAGACAGCAACCACCCAGAGAUGUACUACCAUCCUGUGGUAGUAGGUUUGUAGACAACAACCAUGCAAGGAUGUGCUACCAUCCUUUGGUAGUAGGUUGUAGACAGUAACCACCCAGGGAGGUACUAUCAUCCUGUGGUGACAAGUUGGUAGACAGCAACCACCCAGGGAGGUACUACCAUCCUGUGGUUGUAGGUUGGUAGACACCAACCUCUAAGGUAGGUACUACCAUCCUGUGGUAGUAGGUUGGUAGACAGCAACCACCCAGGGAAGUACAGUGGACCCUUGUUUUUCGUAAUCCGUUCCAAAGAGUGUGACUGUUAUCGAAAUUGACCAUUUGCUAAUCCUUUUUCCGCAUAAAUAAUGUAAAUCCAAUUAAUUUGUUCCAGACAUGCAGAAGUAUCAACAAAAAAAUUUUUUUUUUUACCUUAAAGAUAGAUUUACAUGCAAAAGAGAGUGAACAUUCAACAUGACAGUUACCUUUAUUGCAGGGCUGCAUCUGCUCUUCUUGCCACCUCCCUAGUUAAGAACGAUAAUAAAUUUGUUGAGUUAGGCAUAAGAAUUAUCAACUGGGCAUCUACACUGCAAACUGAAUUGUUUGCAAUCCUAAUGGCACUAAAGCUAACCUAUGACACUGAGCUUGACUCUAUCAUUAUUACUGAUUCUAUGUCAUCAUUGAAGGCUCUUGACUCAUAUUGUGACUCCAAUAACAUGCUCAUUGGAGAAGCCAGGUAUAGAUACUCAAAAAUCAGGGACAAAGGAAUUAAUGUACAGUUGCAUCACACAUUGGAUUACUCCUUCAUGAUAAAGUUGAUAUGUUAGCCAAGAAGAGUACCCAGAAGGAGAAUGUAGAAUAUAACUGGUAUAACUGUGUCUAGCAUUAGGAAUAAUAUUAGGAGAGAAGUAAAUAAUGAAAAUGAUUGUUAUAGGAAUGCAGUUAGAAGCCUGAGUAGAUCUGUAACCCACUAUGAUAACAUGAACAUAGAUAAGUAUGUUUAUGGAGCAACGUGCAAUGUGAACAGACUGACUGAUGUUGUAGUGGCCAGGCUUAGGCUUAGUUACAAGUACUUCUGGCAGUUUGGGAGACAGAUGAUCAAACUAAAUGUAAAUUAUGUGAUCAGGCAUAUGGUCACUGUCUUGAACACUAUGUGCUUAAUUGUCCACUUAUUGAGGAAUACAGAGACAGACAGUAUAAUAACCUAUGUGACAUGUCAAGAUAUCUUAUUAAUAAAAAUGAGAUACCAGAUAUACUAAGCAAAUUUCCUAAAUUUGCUUGUAACAGAUAAGUAAACUAUAGAUAUGUAGAUAUAAAUCCAUAUGUAUUCAUGUUAACCUCUUCGGGCCUAGUUCCUGGGCCUUUUGUGUAUCCAUAUGCUCUUGCAUGUGGAUAUGGGGAUGGAUAUUGGGUGCACAAUAAACUAGCCACUUUGGUGGCAAAAUCUAAUCUAAUCCUUUAUUGAAAGCUGUUGUUGAUGAAUAGAAGAUAGGGAGGAGGAGAGAGGGAAGACAGGGUAUUGUUUGGAAGGGGAAUCCCCUCCAUAAGGACUCUAGGUCACUUUCCUCUUCAAGGGGGGCACCUUGGUGUGAUGAAGAGGCUCUUGGUCUGAGGAAUUAGACCUGUUGGUCUCCUUCCUCAGACCAAACCUAAUUACCCCAAUAUUCCCCCUUCCCUCUCCCUUCCUCCCCAUCCUCCCCUUUUUCUUUUCCUCCUUCUCCUCCCCACCCCUCCCUUUUGGCCUUUGGGAUUUUUUCCCACAGGCACGCUAGUUCCUAGGUAGGGGAAAGGGUACUGGGGUCCAUCCCAUUCCAUUGAGGUUCUUGGCAGUGGCAUAGUUUGCCGUGGAAUCUGGAUUGCCUGGGGAUGUCCCGAUCCCUCUCCAGUAUCCUGGAGGGUGGCUUUGGGUGUCUCAGGUGACGGGUGUAUCUCUGGAAGCCACCUUUCGGAUUCCGGGGGUGGUGGCCGAAGGAGGUAUGCUUUGUGGUGGAUAUCCAGCCGCCCUCUAUUUUGUCCACCGAGGUAGCUCGGCAGAUGCGAGGAUGCUAUCCCGGAUUGCCACUUUACUAGCAUGAUGGGUAGGGUAUGGCACGGGUUCCAUGCUGCAUCUGCGCUACUUGUGGUGCUGAGGUCCUCUUGGGUGCGGAGGGAGAUUUCUGGCCCUUUCAUUCCUCCUAGGAACUAUC